GACACAUUGAGAGUCUUAGGUUUGGUGAUAACACCUGGUAGUUCUUCCCCAGCAUUCUGGUUAAUGUUUAGCUGUGGAGAACUGUUUAAAUAACUGUAGAAGCCUUGGUCACAAUUUUUGCCUUUAGAAGCAGAGCACAGUGCAUUUGAUGUGGUCUGAGAGAUUUCCUGAAGAAACAGGAACAGCCUUUCUAUUGAGGUCAAACUGCUAGGAAAGUUUCUUCAGCAGUUCUCAAUUUUGUCUCAGCUUCUUGAAAAUGGCGGGUGUGAGCAGAUGCUUGAAGUACUCCAUGUUCAUCUUCAACUUCUUAUUUUGGGUGUGUGGUUGCAUAAUUUUGGGAGUCUCUAUAUGGAUACGUGUUAGCAAAGAUGCUCAAGAGGCUUUGAGCAUAAGCAACAGCAGUAUGUUUGUCGGGAUUGACGUGUUGAUAGCUGUGGGCUCCCUCAUUAUGAUCCUAGGAUUUCUGGGGUGCUGUGGUGCCAUUAAGGAAAGCCGGUGCAUGCUGUUCUUGUUUUUUAUUGGACUGCUGCUGAUCCUGAUCCUUCAGGUCACAGGGGGUAUUUUAGGAGCAGUGUACAAACCUCAGCUUGAGGAAGUCCUUAACGCGACACUUAAGGAGGCUGUUAAUUUAUUGAAAGAAAAUACAGAAAAUGCAAAACAAGUUCAAGAGUCAUGGCAGAAGUUUCAGCUACAGAGUCAGUGCUGUGGUUUGGUCAACGGGGCUAGCGACUGGGGAAGCAAUAUUAAUCUUGUUAUUGAUGGCAAAACCGUCUGUGAGUGUGAACAAGCAUAUCAAGAAGAAAAUCUCUGCGUCCGUUUUGGAAACAGAUAUAUUUUUAAACAGACGUGUAAAACAGUGAUUCUUGAUUUCCUUCAGAAAAAUAUGGACAUAAUUAUGGGGAUCGCAUUUGGAUUGGCAGUUAUUGAGGUUCUUGGUUUGGUGUUUUCUAUGUGCCUCUACUGCCAGAUUCAGAGAAAAUGAAAAUGUGGAAGUGUCAGAACAAUGUCAUCAGCCAAUUUGAAACCUUUGUAGAUAGAGAGAUAUUUGCCUUGGCACUUCCUGAUAAAUAUAUGCAUGUUCCAGGCAGCUGUUCUGAUAAAAAGGGCACCCACUGUACACACAGCUACAUCACAGUUUGCAAAAUGACCUCCUUACACUUUGUAAGAUUUAAUGAUGUGAGUAUGAUUUUUUAUUUGCAAUAAAUAUCUUUGUUUUUCUGAUGAGUUUAUUUUGUCAGAAGAUAACAUUUAAGUCAUGUUGAGAUUUGAGCUCUCCACAUGAUAUGUCCACAUAGCUAUCACACCACUCAUAGCAGAAUCAUCAUAAACACAAUUCUGGGCUCAAUCACAGGUCCAAACCUCAAGGGAAGUGCCUGGUGCUCAGCACUAGGUCUCCCUCAGUGUGCCAGCUACCUUGCUUUUGGCUGCAGCUGUGACAGGCACUGGGCUGCCAGGAUGUUCCUGGCUGUCCCAAGUAGGGAUGCCCCACGGUCCUGACUCUCAUAGAGCUGCUGGUCCAGGAGGCACCCUGACAGAAAGUAAACAGCACCAGGGAGCAGAUUGCUUUAAAGUUAUGAAGAUCAUAGAAUCAUAGAAUGGUUUGAGAUGGAUGAUACCCGUAGAGACAUGCUGCAGCUUUCUAAAGUACACUGAUGAUCUAACCUCUGAGUCUGAGGCACUGGCUGUUCCCACCAGUUCCAGUAAGCCCUGUCUUCAUCUUCAGAUGUAGUUUUAAACAUGUUCAAACAGCUGGUCAUGAGAAAAAUUUGUAUCAGACUCUUCAGAUUUCUGAAGUGGUCAAAACUGGAUCUCCGAAGCACAACCAGACUACUCCCAUCUUGACAAAGCCAUUCUGAUAUUGCUUGUAAAUAUUCUAAAGCAUUUCCUUGGGUGAAGACCUCUGCCAUCACUUCAAACUGGCAGAACUAGAUUCAGGUAUAAUUCAGCUGCAGCAAUUAUGCUCUUUUAAAUGGUGGAAAAGUUUCUAUCCUGUCACACUCACUCUCUCUAGCACUCGCACCAAGCUGUGGGAGCUGCUUUCAGACCUUUGUGUUCCCCAAGAGCCAACUAGCUACCAGACAACUCUAGAUUCCUCUGAAGAACCUUGGAAACUGUGCCAGAAGAAUUUGAAAUUUGUUGGACCAGAGAAAAUGCAUGAGUCCAUAACCGAUCCACAGACAGACAUGAAGGGAAAAUUAAAGCUCAUACAUGCUCCCAGAAGUAGCAAGCUCCAAUCUUCUAUAAACUGAGCAUUACUGCUAAGGAUUUGUGAUAGACAACUAACAGUUGGCACAGUGUAUGCUGGCUUGAACACCAAUCUUAUCCUGCAUGUUACUCUGGGGUAGACAUGUAUAAAGGUAAAUUGUUAAGUUUUUGUUUUGUACAGUCCUUUUGGGAUAUAGUUCCUAAAAUAUUGUUCUCUUACAUCAAAAUAAUGAUGUAUGAUACAUUAGAAUCUUUUUGGCUGAAACUAUGGUGCCAUUAAAAUCAGCAGCAAAAAAUUCUUUGUCUUCAGUCAGGAACUUUGACACAAGAGUUUCAUCUAGAGUUAAAGUUAAUAGUUCCUCUGUACAUUUAGGCAAUUUGUCUUCAUUUCCUAAUACCCCAGGGAAGAAAAUUGAAGUAACAUGAUUAUAUGCUACCAUGGCUACAAUGGGACUGAAUAAGUGGAGUCAUUUGGAAUAUUACCAACUUGCCAAUGAAGUGGGUUUGCUUCUAAAAUAUGUCCAUUACCUUUGAUAUUACAAAACUUUACUUUUACUUCUGUAUCGCCUUGAUGUUUCCUCUUCCAUUUUUCACUGGAAACAAGAGAACAUUAAAUGUUAAACAAAGAGAAAUCUUUCAUGAUAAGAUUCAUCUGGGAAUAUGCAUAAUAUAACAGAGUAGCAAUUCGUGUUCAAACUAUGUGUUCAAACUCCCCUUUUAAUCACGCAUCCAGGAUUUGAGGCAUCUCAUUCUCAAAUAGAUGUCCAAAAAGGUUAGAUGAGUCCUUUGUUUUGCAGAUAUGUAGUGUUGAAGUGAAUGAAUCCCACCCUAUAAGACUGAAUUUGUUAAAAUCUGUAGAAUCAAUGGUCAGUCAGGAAAGAGCAUCAGUAUAACAUUCCAUGAAGGUGUGAGGACCAUUCACGGAUUCACUGACCUGAUUACUCAGUCAUAGUGCCAACUACAACCUUUAGGAAAUGAGCUGCGCUUAUUCUUUGGGCUAGUAGGAUGAGAUUCUUCUUCUGCAGUGCAGUAAUGUCCCAUUCAGAGCCAAAAUUCAGAUCAAAAUUCAGCAGAGAUCCCAGCAGCAUUCAUUCAUGGAGUCCUCUUGGUUUUCUUAUCAGAGGAUUUUUUGUGUUAGCAGUUGACUAAAAGUAAAAUGGGAUGUUUUUCUGAGCCCAUGUCCACUUUUUAAUCAUGAUGUCUGGAAUUACUAAAAUGGAAUUUGACAAUAAAAUCUCAGUGGAACAAUAAAACCAUGAGGUUUUUCAUUUGUGGAGUGUUGGGGAAGGUUAUGGAAUGUUGGGUUUUUUUCUUUUUUCUUUUUUCUUUUUUUUUUCUUCCUUUUUUCUUUUUCUUUUUUUCUUUUUCCUUUUUCACAACAACCUGUCCAAGGUUUUGUUCCUCUCAGUGUUACCCAAUAAAAUCAUGCAUACAGGAAAGACAUGUGCUGAAGAUCUUAGCACUUCAGAAUAGUAGAGGGUAAAAAAAUUGUAUUAUAAUUUUCAAUAGUAUAAGAAAAGUAUGGUAAGCAGAAAGAAGAUGCUAAGGGAGCUAAAUCCCAAAUUAAAACCAUGUCUAUUUAACUCAAAAUGGUGACUCAACAUAUAAAGGCCAAACAACUAUUUAAUGGCAACAGAUAAGAAUCACACCUGCGUCAAACUAUCUCCAAACAAUAAUUUGUUACAUCAUUUAAGGGAUUUUAGGGAACAUGUUGUUCUCAGAAGGAAAUGCACUUGGAGGAAAAUGAAUGACUGCAUUAAUAGAAAAAAAAAAAAGAAAAAUUUAUAGUUUAUGCUAAAAAAUGAGUCAGUAAAGCAAUGUCAGGAAUGACGUGAACAAUGAAGGAGUGUUGUAAGUCCAUUGCUGGAAAUAAAAAACAAUGAAGAAAAUGACAGGCAAAUAAACAAAAAGAAAUCUGAUUUUGAAAAAUGAAAGAAUGAAGAAACAUAGGGCAAAUUUCUUUGAAAGAAGGAAGAAGGAAACUGUGCUUAUCAAGAUCCAAGUUUGUUGCACUUAGCUCACUGUCAGGGGAAUUUGGCCCUGAUCCACCUUUGUGUCCUGACCAUCAUGUUGAAAGCCAGUUCAACCUCUUCUUCACACAAUGUUAAAUCUUCUCCAAAUUUGGCUGAUUGUCAUGACCCCUAAGAAGCUGCUGUCACCAGAACAGAGCAGAUAGCCAAAGAGUGAUGCGAGAGACAGUUCUUCCAGAUGCCUGGCCCCUAGGGAUGCCUGGAGAGUUAGCCCAAGGAGCAGGAACCACUGGCUUCCCCUGUGGAAAAAACAGAAGGGCACUGGAAAUCUGGCCCCAAAAUAUUUAAAGACAUGAUUCAUUGAGGCACCAAUUUAAAACAAACAAAUAAAUAAAAAAUUUAGACAGGAAAACUGUCAGUUUAAACUCUGAAAUAGGAUUGAAAUCACAAAAUAAAAAGCUAAUUCCUUGUUGCUGCUGUAAGACCUGCUCUAACUGCUUAGCCAGGGGUUCUUUGGCAUGGGAGAAAACAGCCUAUCUAGCCUGAUUUAGUCUGAAUUCAACCCUUCCCAGCUUAGGAGACAUUUUACUUUGGGCUUUUUGGUUUGCCAAUUAUAAAACAAAUAUUUAAUCUUUCUCCAGAGCCAGAAUCAAUACCUACUCCUUCAAAUGUUCAGGCUGUGGAAGCCACCUGAGCACUGUUCCUCCAGGAGCAAACAGAGCAGGGUUGACCUGAGGCACUGCUAGAUUAGGACCACUUUCAGGGACUAAAAGGAAGCUUGGAGCUUUUCUGCUUUUGUUCACAGCAAUUUGAUUAUUCUUGAUAAUUAUAUCUCAAGAGAACUGGCAGGUUUUUUCUCUGCCCCUGUCAAUAGCAAUAUUCUCAUCCUUUCACUGAAGGACUCUCUUUUUGUGCAGUGGUUUGGAUUAAACUGCUUUUUGUUCUUUUCAAGUCUUUCUUUUUUGAACUGAAAGCUGACCCUUGAUGCAUUUUGCAAAAUGCUGAGCCUGCUUGGGCUCCUUGUGGAGUGAGAGAGGUGAUGUCAUUCACCACUGGAUAGGACUGAAUCCUUUAUCUAAUUGAACUCAAACACCGGAGAGGAGUGGGAAAAUCAGACUUCACUCUUUCUUCUCAAAUCCACUUAAAAAUUCUUUUUGCUUGUAGAGAAUAACAAAUCUCUGCAGCAGUAUCUCCUUACCAUUAGAUUUUAUAAAAUUUGCUUGAGCAGUCAAGAAUUCUUUAAGAGACAGGAACUAGGAAAGUGGAAAAGACAUGAAGAAAUAAAAGAUCCUUGGGCAGCAAGAUGUGGAAUAGAUGUACAAUAUUCUUCCCUCCUAAUCUGUAGGGAGAUCAAAUUCAGCUAGUGUAAUUCAUCAGUCUCCAACUUCUUCAUCUACAAUAACCUGUGCAACAUUGGAAGACGUUGCUAGGCCUAUUUUCUUUUUUUCCCAAGAAAACUGAACUGUACUGUGCAAAUGGCUGAAACUGGUAAGAAAAUCAGGCACUGAAUAUGGACAGACUCCAACGGUCUCUCAGACAGCUUCCAAAAGCAGUCUCAUGGCUGGUCCAGCACAUUAGCUUUUCAUACUAUAAGUCUGUGAUCUUUCUAAUGUAAGGGGGUUAAUUAGUGGAGUGUGUUCCAGGGACAGUGUUAAAAAGCCCAGUGUCAGUAGUUUCAUGUCUGGUAUUAAAUGAAUGUAAUGUGUUUCUAGGCUGUUUCAAACUG
Molecule: messenger RNA, 5901 nt
Organism: Lagopus muta (rock ptarmigan)
Lineage: Eukaryota; Metazoa; Chordata; Aves; Galliformes; Phasianidae
Gene: TSPAN8
Product: tetraspanin 8
Exons: 8
Coding region: 257-982 (241 amino acids)
Cellular component (GO): membrane
Source: RefSeq, a predicted model, not a curated record